Molecule: messenger RNA, 469 nt
Organism: Mycena citricolor
Lineage: Eukaryota; Fungi; Basidiomycota; Agaricomycetes; Agaricales; Mycenaceae
Source: the annotation of a GenBank genome assembly
GUCACAGUUGCGCACGAUAGAGAACUUUUGGAGGGGUGAUCACUUGAUUUGAGGUCGAUAGCCGAUCAGAGCCGAGAUCACGUCUUUUCCAGUCGGUCUUUCCGGUCAUACUACCACGCCGGGGUGUCACAUAUCCCCGAAACGCCCUGCGUGCUCCGCCGCAGUUCUUCGUUUCUACAUUAGCUCACAUGUGGUGUGCAGCGUUGAGCUAGCGGCGGACGUAUAACUUGACGAACUGAUUACCCAGACCAGUCUCUGGAUGACCAGGGCACAGAAUGAGAAUUUGAGGAUCUGCUGUGAUGGCGCAGGCGGGACCGGGUACCCUGUCUCUUUUGGACCGAGACACAAUUGGGAAGAAGGAGGACUGCAGCCUGCACGGGCCAAUGGAAUACAAGCUCACGUGACUGGACAGUUUUUUUCGCUUGUCUUUUCUUUUCUUCCUUUUUUUCAAUGAUCCGCAUGGCUGUAC